This is a messenger RNA of Pygocentrus nattereri (red-bellied piranha), 3475 nucleotides long. RefSeq names its product protocadherin beta-16-like. Gene Ontology annotation, cellular component: plasma membrane. Gene Ontology annotation, biological process: homophilic cell-cell adhesion. Gene Ontology annotation, molecular function: calcium ion binding. The record is from RefSeq and is a predicted model, not a curated record. The transcript has 2 exons. Bases 1043 to 3475 code for a protein of 810 amino acids. Lineage: Eukaryota; Metazoa; Chordata; Actinopteri; Characiformes; Serrasalmidae.
UUGGAAUGCAUAAUUAUGCCUGUACAUCAAUCGUAGAUCGUGAAUUUACCUCAUAUGCAUAGUCCAUAUUCGUGAAAAAACAGCGUUUUUCAUCAUGGAAUUUCCGGUUGGGCUUGGCCCUGCAUGAUUUACAUACUUUAGUUUUGGUGGUAUUUAUUUGAUUCUAAAUCAGAAUAUUUUAUUUGAAAGAGGUUUAGAAUAUUGUGAACAAGAGAGACACAUUUUAGGAUGAAACGUUUCAAAUGCGAAUGUUUCACUUCGUUUAAGGCGCUGACCACUUCACAUUCCCGUCUUCCUCCGACAUGCUGGUGUUUCUGCUUCAUUUCUCGCGCUAUGAGUGGCGCUGUUCAAAUCUUCAGUGCUGAAAUGCUCAGUGCACUCAGUUUCAGAUCGUGGACCCUUUUAAGCAUCUUAGACUCCUUUUACGUGUCCUUGCUCAUUUUGUCAAAACUUUUCAUUAAACGCGUUUGCAACGAUUAAGAUGAAAAUAAAGGCAUAAUUAACUAAGAAUGUGAUGGUGAUUGGUUGCACCUGUAAGUAGAUUGCAGUUAAUAGGUGGAAUGGUAUAUCCUGUAUGUUGCUCUGUUUCACUGAAAGAAAGAAAGAAAGAAAGAAAGAAAGAAAGAAAGAAAGAAAGAAAGAAAGAAAUUAAGAAAGAAAUUAAGAAAGAAAUUGUGACACUGGAACACUUAAGGCAAUUCUGGAAGGCCAGUUUUCGCGUACAGAGAGGAUAUGGGUUUUCUAAAGCAUUGCACUUUCCAGAUUCAUACACUGAGUGCCGCUAUUGGAUAACGGUUGUGUGAUCACAGAGGAACAUCGUCAUAGUCCCUCCUCCGGUCUCACACUGACGCUUUAUUUCUGUACUACAUUAGUGCUUCUUGUCUCGGCUGUGAACAGCCUUGAUCCGCUGCAGUUUCUGGUUCGUUUUUUUUUUUUUAAUCAACUGCACUUGUUAUUGUAACUGUCAUUGGAUGAUACGACGGCGUUCGGUGUGGAUUAUUUGCGUUCGCGUUUCUCUGCUCAGCAUCGUCGGAGAUCUACAAUGCAGUUAAAAUGGCAGACCGUGUUUUUCUGUCUGUGUUUUUACGGGAUGGACGUCGUAUUUUGCCAAGCGCGGUAUUCCAUCCCGGAGGAGAUGCCAGAGGGAUCCUUUGUGGGCAACAUCGCCAAGGAUUUGGGAAUCGAGAUAAGUAGACUGAUUUCAGGAAAAGCUCGAGUUGUAACAAAGGGCGGUCGCCAGUAUGUGGAACUGAGCAGAGACAAAGGCGCUCUGGUAGUGAAGGAGAGGAUAGACCGAGAGGAGCUCUGUAAGCAAACAACGCCCUGCAGCUUCAGCUUUGAUCUGAUCAUUGAGAACCCGAUUCAGCUUCAUCGCAUCACAGUUGAGGUGCAAGAUAUAAAUGAUAACUCUCCGAAAUUCCCUAAAUCUAAAAUUGACUUGACAAUUAGCGAAAAUACAGCAUCUGGGACGCGCUUUCCUUUAGACAGCGCUGUAGAUUUGGACGUAGGUAUUAAUGGAAUUCAAAACUAUGCGCUUAUGCCUACUGACAAUUUUAAGCUGGACGUUAACAACCGAGCCGAUGGCAAAAAAUACGUAGAAAUGGUUUUGCAGCGUGAACUGGAUCGAGAAGAACGGAACGAGCUAAAAUUAGUUCUGACAGCCUACGACGGAGGGUCACCGAAAAAAUCCAGCACAGCUCAAAUUCAUAUUUCUGUCUUAGACGUUAAUGAUAACACACCAGCAUGUAAACAGGCUCUAUAUAAAGCAGAAGUGAAAGAAAACUCCCCGAUCGGCUCUGUUUUAACCACAGUAAGCGCUGCUGAUGCUGAUGAAGGUGUAAAUGGAGAAGUGUCAUAUUCAUUUGCUCAAGCUAGUGAAGACGCAAGGCAUGUUUUCGACAUAAAUUCAGAAACAGGACAAAUUACAUUAUUAAACCGUUUAGAUUACGAGACAGAAAAGAGCUAUCAGCUAGACAUUAAGGCAAUGGAUAAAGGCACCCUGGCCGACACGUGUAAAGUGAUCAUAGACGUUGUGGAUGUGAACGAUAAUCCUCCCACCAUUCAGCUCAUGUCAUUUUCUAACACCAUCGCUGAGAAUUCUCCAGUAGGAACCACCGUAGCUGUUAUUAAUGUAGAGGACGCAGAUUCUGGUCAAAACGGAGUCGUGCAGUGCAAAAUAAAUGAACAUAUACCGUUUAAAAUAGAGUCAUCACUCACUGAUUACUAUGCACUGGUAACUGAUGAAAUUCUUGAUCGAGAAAAUAUUGCAGAAUAUAACAUCACCAUAUUGGUCAGCGAUCAGGGAAGUCCAGCUCUACACAGUAACAAAACUCUAACUGUUAAGAUUUCAGAUGUGAAUGAUAACGCACCCGUUUUCGGUUCUGAUCAGUUCAGAACCUUUAUUACUGAAAACAAUUCACCAGGUGUGGCUGUGCUGACCGUAAAAGCAGGCGAUGCUGACUGGGGCCCAAAUGCGCGAUUGUCGUAUUUCUUGGAGGACAGUGACGUAACGGGCAACCCAGUCAGUUCUUUGGUGUCCAUUAAUUCAGAUAGCGGAGUUAUACAUGCUGUGAGGUCAUUUGAUUAUGAACAGAUGAAGAGUUUGACUUUUAACGUGACAGCGCGAGACGGUGGAUCCCCUCCAUUAAGUUCUGAAGUUAUGGUGACGCUCAUUGUUCAAGACCAGAACGACAACGCUCCUCAGGUUCUGUACCCAGUACAGACUGGUGGCUCUGUGGUGGCUGAGAUUGUGCCUCGUUCAGCAGAUGUUGGCUAUCUGGUGACCAAAGUGGUGGCUGUUGAUGUGGACUCUGGACAGAAUGCCUGGCUCUCCUACAAACUCCAGAAAGCCACAGACAGGGCGCUGUUUGAAGUGGGCCCUCAGAAUGGAGAGAUACGGACUGUGCGCCAGGUCACUGAUAAAGAUGCAGUGAAACAGAAGCUCACUGUUGUUGUGGAGGAUAACGGACAGCCGUCUCGCUCAGCUGUAGUGAACAUCAAUGUAGCUGUAGCGGACAGUUUCCCUGAAGUGGUCUCGGAGUUCUCGGACUUUACGCUCAGCAAAGAAUACAACGAUAACCUGACUUUUUACUUAGUUUUAGCUCUGGCUGCUGUUUCUUUCCUGUUCAUCACUACUGUAGUAGUUAUAAUAUCAGUGAAGAUCUACAGAUGGAGACAGUCUCGUAUUUUCUAUCAGUCCAGUCUCCCAGUUAUUCCGUACUAUCCACCCGGUUACGCAGACACAGGAGUUACUGGAACUCUGCCGCACAUGUACAAUUAUGACGUCUGUAUGAAGACCAACUCGAGGAAAAGUGACUGUAAAUAUUCUACACUUGGUGGUCAGAGUGUUUUAGUGGUGGACCAGAGUUUCUCAGAGACUCUGCAGCGCGCGAUGAAGGAGAAGGAAUUCCUGGAAAAUGCAGAAUCUCCGGAAAUGAGGAAAAUCGUCAUAGUCCCUCCUCCGGUCUCACACUGA